UUCUUGUGUAAAUAAAUUUCCACGUUGAUAGACCGUAAAGAAAAGAGCGAGCACAAAAUUUACAAGUGAAAGUAAAUUCAAAACAGUUUAACAAAAUUCGUAUAUUAGUACAUCUUUCACAGUAGAACUUUUCCGUAAAUUUUUCAAGAAUGCCUUUGAGAUUAGAUGUCAAACGAACAUUGUCUGCUCGAUCUGAUCGUGUUAAAUGCGUUGAUCUCCAUAGUACAGAACCUUGGUUGUUAGCUUGUUUAUAUAAUGGUAACUGUCAUGUUUGGAAUCAUAUCAGCCAAACUCUUAUUAAAUCUUUUGAAGUCACAGAUUUACCAGUUAGGUGUGGUAAGUUUGUAGGCAGAAAAAAUUGGGUUGUAACAGGUUCUGAUGACAUGAUGAUUCGUGUGUUUAAUUACAAUACUUUGGAAAAGGUACAUGGGUUUGAAGCUCAUUCGGACUAUCUUCGAUGUUUGCAAGUUCAUCCAACUCAGCCAUAUUUGUUGUCAAGCAGCGAUGAUAUGUCAAUUAAACUUUGGGAUUGGGACAAAAAAUGGCUGUGUAUACAGACCUUUGAAGGACACACUCAUUACGUAAUGCAAAUUGUAAUCAACCCUAAAGAUAAUAAUCAAUUUGCUAGCGCUUCUCUUGACAGAACAAUAAAGGUUUGGCAACUUGGUUCACCACAACCAAAUUUUACAUUAGAAGGUCAUGAAAAGGGUGUAAACUGUAUUGACUACUUUCACGGAGGAGAAAAACCUUAUUUAGUGUCUGGUGCAGAUGAUCGACUUGUUAAAAUUUGGGAUUAUCAGAAUAAAACUUGUGUCAAAACAUUGGAUGGUCAUGCUCAAAAUGUGUCAAGUGUUCUUUUUCAUCCUGAGCUUCCGAUAAUUCUAUCUGGUUCUGAAGAUGGAACUAUUCGUUUGUGGCACGCAAAUACUCAUAGGUUGGAAAGCACUUUAAACUAUGGCAUGGAGCGGGUUUGGAGCAUGUCUGCGAUGAAAGGUACCAACAAUGUUGUUAUUGGUUAUGAUGAAGGAUGCAUUAUGAUUAAGUUGGGAAGAGAAGAACCUGCAAUGUCAAUGGAUAGCAGUGGAAAAAUUAUUUUUGCAAAGCACAGUGAUAUUUUACAAGCAAAUCUAAAAAACCUUGGUGAUACAGAUGUUCGGGAUGGUGAUAGGUUGCCUGUAGCUAUUAAAGAAAUGGGAUCUUGCGAAAUUUACCCUCAAACACUCUCUCACAACCCUAACGGAAGAUUUGUUGUUGUAUGUGGUGAUGGCGAGUACAUCAUAUACACAGCAAUGGCACUAAGAAAUAAGAGCUUUGGAUCAGCCCAGGAAUUUGUUUGGGCUGCAGAUUCUUCGGAGUAUGCCAUCAGAGAUAAUUCUGUUGUUAAAAUUUUUAAGAACUUUAAAGAAAAGAAAGUAUUCAAACCAGACUAUUCACCUGAAAAUAUUUAUGGUGGCCAUUUGCUUGGAGUACGUUCGUCUGCUGGGCUUUUAUUCUAUGAUUGGGAGUCUCAAGAACUUAUUCGUCGAAUAGAAAUAACACCUAAAAGUGUCAUUUGGUCUGAAAAUGGCGAGAUGUGUUGCAUUACAACUGAAGAAUCUUUUUUUAUACUAAGAUAUUCUCAAGAAAAUGUUUCACUUGCAAUGGAGAAUAAGGAGGAAUUAGUAACAGAAGACGGCAUUGAAAAUGCGUUUGAUGUUCUUGGUGAAAUUGAGGAAGUCGUUAAAACUGGUAUUUGGGUUGGAGACUGUUUUAUAUACACUAAUGCAGUUAAUCGUUUGAACUACUAUGUUGGUGGAGAAAUCGUUACCAUAUCUCAUCUGGAUAAAAGUAUGUAUCUUCUUGGAUACAUUCCAAAAGACAAUCGUUUAUACCUUGCAGAUAAAGAGCUUAAUGUAGUUAGCUAUAAUCUACUUCUCUCUGUUCUUGAAUAUCAAACAGCUGUUAUGCGUAAGGACUUUGAUACAGCAAAACAAGUUUUACCUACAAUACCUAAAGAGCAAAGAAAUAGAGUUGCCCAUUUUCUUGAAAAACAAGGGUUUAAACAACAAGCUUUGCAUGUAUCAUGUGAUCCAGAACAUCGAUUUGAGCUAGCAGUUCAAAUAGGAGAUUUGAUAGUAGCAUACGAAAUUGCUUUAGAAGCUGACACUGAACAUAAAUGGAAACACUUAGCUGAGCUGGCCAUUCAGAAAUGUGAAUUUGCUUUAGCUCAAGAGUGCCUUUAUAAAGCUCAAGAUUUUGCUGGUUUGUUGUUAUUGGCUAGUUGCUCUGGUGAUCAUAUUACAAUGGAAAAAUUAGCAGCUGAAGCAGAAAAAAGUGGAAAAUAUAAUGUUGCAUUUUUGGCAUAUUUUUCACUUGGAAAAGUGGAAGAGUGCUUAGAGUUGCUAUGUAAAUCAAAGCGCUUACCUGAAGCAGCAUUUCUUGCCAGGACUUAUUUACCUAGUCAAGUAUCUCGAAUUGUACAAAUGUGGAAGGAAGAUCUUUCUGAAACUAACAAAAAAGCUGCAGAUUCACUUGCUGAUCCAACCCAAUACAGCAAUCUUUUUCCUGACCUUCAAGAUGCAAUUAAGGCUGAACAAAUGCUUAAAGCAGAGAGAAUAAUUCUGAGACCAGCAUAUGAGUAUAGCAGUCUUACGAGCAAUUUAGAUAGAAAUGCUCUUGAAGAAGUUCGACUUGCAGAAGAAACAGGGGAUUUGCAAGCUAUAUUGAAUAAAACUCAUGACCUAACAAUCAGUGCCAGUUUUCCUCAAGUAAAAGUUGCAAGUCCUCCUCUAGUAAACGUUCCGAGUUCCCCUCCAGUAAAUGCUCCGAGUUCUCCUCCAAUAAAAGUUGCCAAUCUUCCUCAAGUAAAUGUUGCAGGUCCUCCUCAAUCAAAAGGAAUCAGCAGUACUCAAGUAAAUUCUACUCAAAUGUCUAAUUCCUCUGUUUCGACACCUUCAAAGGAACCUAAAAGUAGAAAUGAUGACAGUAUAGUAAGUAAAGACCUUGAUACUGAAAGCGAUAUUGAUGAUGCGGAUUUAGGGGAACAUGAUGUUGACGAUCUCGACCUCGACGAUAUGGAUGAUGAUUUAGAAAAUUAGUUUUUUUUUUAUUCGAAGUUCCUAUAGUUAAUUUUUUUUAAAUGUUUUUGGAAAUUUACACACUAUUUUAUUGGUUUUUGCUUCUAAACCCUUAUAUGAUUUUUUUUUUUUUUGAGUGUGUGCGAACCUAUAUUCUUUUACUAUCAUAUAUUAUUUAUUUUGUUACACCUUAUUAUGUUACAUUUUUUGACAAAGAAAUAUAAAAUCUACUUA
This is a messenger RNA of Hydra vulgaris (swiftwater hydra), 3290 nucleotides long. Its product is annotated as coatomer subunit beta'. Gene Ontology annotation, cellular component: COPI vesicle coat. Gene Ontology annotation, biological process: intra-Golgi vesicle-mediated transport; intracellular protein transport; endoplasmic reticulum to Golgi vesicle-mediated transport. Gene Ontology annotation, molecular function: structural molecule activity; protein binding. Lineage: Eukaryota; Metazoa; Cnidaria; Hydrozoa; Anthoathecata; Hydridae. The record is from RefSeq and is a predicted model, not a curated record.